UAAAUACUAACAACAGUUACUCGGGGCCAGCAGCCCGUCUCACUAGGAUUGCACAAUAAACACAGGUCGCCUCGCCUGUCGUUUAUUGAUUCCCUCGGACCGGUUUCCAUUCGCCAGCUGCCCGUCACUGGAGUCCGGGGAGAGAACCAGAGAGCGCUGGGAUAUCUAACCAAUUGCGGUAUUUUUUUUGCACAAUUCGGGCUCUAACCAACAUGGCCCCUUCGGCUCGACCCAGCGUAAACGAACUGGAUACGGAGGAGGAGGAGGAGGAGGAUUACUACGGGAUACAGAGAGGAGACCGAAAGACGAGGAAGCCAUUAGUGGAGAAGAAGAGGCGUGCUCGCAUCAAUGAGAGUCUGCAGGAGCUUCGGAACCUGCUGGCGGACGCGGACUUUCAGUCCAAGAUGGAGAACGCAGAGGUGCUGGAGAUGACAGUGAAAAAGGUUGAGGACAUUCUGCAGAACCGAACGCAAGAGACCGACACGCUGAACCGGGAGGCCAGCGAACGGUUCGCCGCCGGGUACAUCCAGUGCAUGCACGAGGUGCACAUGUUCGUGUCAAACUGCCCCGGCAUCGACGCGACGGUGGCGGCCGAGCUGCUCAACCAUCUGCUGGAGUGCAUGCCCCUGAACGAGGACCACUUCACGGACGUGCUCAUGGAUUUAAUCACAGACACGACCACUACCACGACCACCAAAAUCACUGCUACUACUACUGGUGGUGGUCACAACGGCAGCACUUGGCAGAACGCGGGCGACGCGCUCUGCGCCAGCCUCGCCUCGCCCGGGGGAAGGAGUAUAUCCAGCAUGGCCCUCUCCCCGGCCCCCUCCAGUGCGUCCAGUGAGGACCUGUGCUCGGACUUGUGCUCGGACCUGGACGACACGGACAGCGAGCACAACCAGAGCUCCGAGGGGCAGGGGCUGGAUCCCCGCGAGGCCACCAGCACACCCACCGGCAUGCCCCCCACCGUCCUCUACUCUCAGUCCAUGUGGAGGCCGUGGUAGGGGAGAGAGGGGGACACAGUGGGGGUCCCCGUGGCACUGGGCCCUCAGUGUGGGACGUUUGUGUGCCAAUAGGCCCUGCUCGUAUCGUUGUGAGUUAUUAAGACCGUACACCUGACAACAAGGCUGAGAAUUUCUUGUUUCACCCUUCAGACCGGAGAUUCACUUACCGCUACAGACGUGGACCAGGGAAUAAAAAGAAGAACCGGAAGGGCAGCCCAUCUUUGUAUAUAAUGGAGUGUAUAAUAAAGGACGCGUGUGAGGACCAAGCUCUUUAGAUACCGACACGUUCGGCCCUUUUCUGCGAUUAAUAUAAUUAUUUUUGUUGUAUUAUUCCAAAUGUAGUCCUGUGUCAUGAGGCAUGUAGUUUGAUUUUGGGGAUAGCCUCCGUCGGAAUAAGUGGAUGAUGUAAUGAUGUUUAGAAAGCUUUUGCUAUAAUUCCAUGUUUGAAUCUCAUAAAUAAAAUAAUAAAUAAGUA
Molecule: messenger RNA, 1479 nt
Organism: Gadus chalcogrammus (walleye pollock)
Lineage: Eukaryota; Metazoa; Chordata; Actinopteri; Gadiformes; Gadidae
Gene: her13
Product: hairy-related 13
Exons: 4
Coding region: 213-1004 (263 amino acids)
Biological process (GO): anterior/posterior pattern specification; regulation of transcription by RNA polymerase II; regulation of neurogenesis
Cellular component (GO): nucleus
Molecular function (GO): DNA-binding transcription factor activity, RNA polymerase II-specific; protein dimerization activity; RNA polymerase II cis-regulatory region sequence-specific DNA binding
Source: RefSeq, a predicted model, not a curated record